Scaptodrosophila lebanonensis is the source of this 836-nucleotide messenger RNA. RefSeq names its product cold and drought-regulated protein CORA. NCBI's taxonomy places the organism in Eukaryota, Metazoa, Arthropoda, Insecta, Diptera, Drosophilidae. The transcript is spliced from 3 exons. Bases 78 to 740 code for a protein of 220 amino acids. The record is from RefSeq and is a predicted model, not a curated record.
GAGCGUUGAGCGGCGCGUGCGCAGUAGAGAAGUUUUUUUAGAUUUGAUUUCCCACCAAACCACAAAGCGUCCACAACAUGAAGUGCAUUCUGUUCAUCUCAGCAACAUUGCUGCUGUGCGUCUGCCAGGCAGCGAGUGAGCUCACAGAGUCUGCGGCGGAUCAUCAGCAGGAGGCGGCCGAUCAGGCAGGCGCCGCUAGCAGUUAUGCGCCAUUGCAGGAGAAGAAACAGGAGAAGCGAUAUGUUGGUGGUUACAAUGGUUAUGGUGGCUAUACGGGCGGUUAUGGAGGCUACGGCGGCUAUGGCGGAUAUGGCGGUUACGGCGGAUAUGGCUCAGCAUUGGGAGGCGUUGGCACGGACAGCUAUUACAAUCCAUAUAGCUCGUCCCGUGUCCUCGGCGGCUUGGAUGCAGGUGCUGCUGGCGGCUAUGGUGGAUAUGGCGGCUAUGGUGGAAUUGGCGGUUUGAACUCAAAUCCCUAUGCGCUAUCGUAUUACAAUUCACGUCUGGGUGCCAACUCCGCACUGGGCGGCUAUGGCGGUUACAAUUCCAAUCCCUAUGGAUCUCUCUCCUACUACAAUUCGCCCUAUACACGCGGAUAUGGCAGCUAUCCAUCCAGCUAUUACAACAGCAAUUAUGGCAGCAGUGUGGUUGGCGGCGGACUGGGAGCUUUAGGAGGUGUGCCACCCAUUGGAGCGGCCGGCUAUAACUAUGGAGCCGGUAUUUCGGGAACAGUCUAUUAGAAAUGAGACGCCAUCUCUUGCAACAAUUUAUGUUUAGUGCAAUUUAUUUUAUAUAUAUAUUUGUAUAUUAAAAUUUUUUUCAUUUUUUUUUGUUAA